Epinephelus fuscoguttatus (brown-marbled grouper) is the source of this 2113-nucleotide messenger RNA. RefSeq names its product NXPE family member 3-like. The record is from RefSeq and is a predicted model, not a curated record. Lineage: Eukaryota; Metazoa; Chordata; Actinopteri; Perciformes; Serranidae. The transcript is spliced from 5 exons. Bases 645 to 1433 code for a protein of 262 amino acids.
GACACAGUGGAUUAGGUAUCUCCCCCCAUGGAGUCUAGACGCUGGUGGUGGUGGUGGUGGUGGUGAUGAAAUGAGAUGAAAAGAGCUGAGGAUCUGGAUGUUAAGAGGAGUGGGCUUUUGAUGAGCUUGUCCUGUCAGAGCAUAUGAUGACAGCAAGCCAAGCUGAUUUUGUGACACACAGAAUUACAAUCAUACGAGACAAUAGGUAUGAAUAACAAGCAAAAAGGCAGCAAUGACAGAAUAAUUGCCUUUAUUAAUAUGACUUAACAUGACUUGGAUUUGGUGAAAACUCUGGUUCUCUGUCCAAUCAGGUGAUGCUGGUUUAUCCUGGUGAGGCCAUCUCAGUGUUGAAAAGGCUGACCAGAGAACAUCCUGACAGGGUUUACUUCAGGAGCCUACAGGCUCACUCUCUGAAACUACUGUCUGUAAUGUCUGCCUGCGUCCAACCCAGCAGCCGCUGUGCAACUACACUGACCUCCGUACAGGCGAGCCUUGGUUCUUCUACAAGCCAAAGAACCUGAGCUGUGAUGCCAGAAUCAGCCACACCAUGAAAGGAAAAGGUGGCUUCACCAUGGCCAAUGAGAGGAAGCUCUUUUGGAGGGGUGUCAACUUAAAAGUCUACAUUCAGGCCUCAGGACCUGGCAAUGUCACUGUGUUGCCAAAAAAAGAAAGGUCAACCAGAGGUGAAGAGUAGCAGUGUGACAUCUGGACCCUCUGGCUAUUACUACCAGGGUGCAUGGCGAGCGCUAGAUGGAACAACAGUUCAACAGUUCAACAUCUAUAACAUCACUAAGUGUCUGAAAGGGAAGAAAGUCCACCUGUAUGGAGACUCCACCAUCAGGCAGUGGAAUGAAUUCCUCAUCCAAAACCUACCAGGUCUUAAGGAGUUUGACCUACAUGGCCGGUCAAAAUUUGAACCUUUCAUAGGCAUAGACAACGCAAACAAUAUCAUGGUGACGUUCAAGUUCCACGGCCCUCCUUUAGUCAGUCAUGCCACGGUACCACCUACCGCACUACCUUACACUGCCAAUGAAAUAGACCGCUUAACCGGAGGCACCAAUACCAUCAUAAUUAUUGGCAUCUGGGCUCACAUUACACCUCUCCCCAUAGAGCUCUACAUCCGGCAGCUGCAGGGCAUUCGCAGGGCAGUGGUGCGGCUGCUGACCAGGGCUCCAGGGACAGUGGUUAUCAUCCGGACAGGAAACCCCAGAGCUUUGACAUUUGAUCUUUCGCUAAUCUUCAGUGACUGGUACUCACUUCAGCAUUACAAGGUGCUCAGAGCCAUGUUUAAAGGAAUGGAUGUUCAUCUGAUCGAUGCCUGGUCGAUGGUCCUGGCCCACCACCUGCCACACAACAUCCACCCACUACCUCCCAUUAUUAAAAACAUGGUUGAUGUUCUUUUGUCCCAUGUGUGCCCUCAAAAAGGCAGCUAGGUGUGUGUUUGCUUGGGGAAAGGAGUGUAGAUUUAAGCAUACACUGAGUUUACAUAUUGUCUCUGUUUUUACUAAGUGCUACAGUCCAUGCACAAACUAGACUAACUACACUGUUGGUAUGUUAUGUUAUAAUAACAAUGUUUAAAAAUGUAUUUAUGACAACAGUCUUAAUGAUACACGAUAUCUACCUAUAAUGCAACAGUCACAUAUUAAUUAAUUUUUCCCUCAAGACAUAUGAAUUUGUAUUACAGCUUUAAAAAACUAAAACAGAGUAUUUUAAUCAUAACAGUAAAACAAAAACAACAAGUGGCAGUCCCGGGUCUGCUCCCUUCAACAGAAGAAGGAGGCUCACUUGCCCAAUAUCAAAGCAGCAUGCAACAGCAAGUGGUUUUCAAGCUUCACAAAGCUGACCAUAGUCACUUUAGCUGGGUGAAUGUUGUCUAAAGGAGUGUGACCAACCACACAUGUUUGAUCUUUACAUCACAUGCAGCAUUUCAGUAAAUGCACAUUCAGAGUGCAGACGUGAACAAAACUCAGUGGAUACAUGCAGGGCACAAUGCAGGAUGUGUUGAGGAUUGUUGUGGAGCUGAUUAAAGUUAGAGAGAGGACUAGGAUGUUUAAUUGCUAUAAACAUCAAGUUCUGUGUGGAUCAAAUGUUUAAUAAAUUUAUGUGUGAGUUA